Molecule: messenger RNA, 2507 nt
Organism: Hyposmocoma kahamanoa
Lineage: Eukaryota; Metazoa; Arthropoda; Insecta; Lepidoptera; Cosmopterigidae
Exons: 14
Coding region: 228-2240 (670 amino acids)
Cellular component (GO): membrane
Source: RefSeq, a predicted model, not a curated record
GCACAUGUGUGGCAGAAUAGCAUUCAAAAAGUUGCAAAAGUUGUUUAUAAUAAAAAGUUUAUGAAGUGAUCUUAUUUUAAACACUUAUAUUAUUGUAAACGGAUUAUGUACUGAGCAAUUUAAUGUGCAGCUGUGGGAAAUAAAGUUUUCUCCAUUUAUAUUUUGAUAGGUCAAGAUGUUACGAAAGCCUUAACUGAUAGAAUACACGUGGCAGACAACCGAAGAAGAUGAAGCAACUAGUCAACAGAAACCUCAUAACGCUAAAAUGCGUGCUAUUCUGUUUUCUCUCAGGGGUGGGGUGCAUAUUCCCGUUUCUACCUUUGCACAUGCUGUCGAAGGGUUUGGAUAGAGGAGAAGCGCGUGUAAUUUCUGCAGUUGCUCCAUGUGUAGCUUUACUUGGUCCAGCGCUUCUGGGACCUCUCAUUGAUAAAUUAUCAGUCGGUCGAGGAUCAACUGGUGGCAGUAAUGGACCCAGCGGUUCUGGACGAUUGCUGCGCAUCAUCACAGCAUUAUGCCUCAUAUUGAGUGCCGUAUUUUAUUCAUUACUUCUAGUAGUGCCUUACACCGAGCGCCAUGAGGCCCGUCGACCUCGCGUUCUAUUCAUGUGCGAUUCAGAAGGAGCAUACGUUAUGCAAGAAGUUUGUACGGAAUCUAUGACUUGCAGUACCUGGGAGGGACCUAAGACGGGUGAUUUAGUGGUGGGUAUCUGCGAGUAUGGUUGCGCUGACGAUAAUAUGACAUGGAUGUUCAAGCCCUUCAGUACCACCACGACCUCCACUACGUCCAGCCUCAUGUACAAUAGUGUUGCUAAUGCUUCGACCCAAGCUCCAGUUGAAGAAGAAGAUCCGGAUAAUGAUAUUGUCUUUGAGCUUAAUCCACCGCACUUAUGUUAUAACGGAAGGUGCAAUGUCUACAUGCAGCAUAAUGGACGAAUGAAGCUUCCACUUUCCUUGGUUACUCCAGAGACAGUCGAAAAUUCUACAGAGCAAUCCGAUUGGUGUACAUAUUACACAGACGGGCCUUCCCACUGUAUAUUGCCAGAAAGUCGUUUAGAAAAAGUUAUGGAAAAUAACUACUGUCGGCCAGCAGUACGUUGUGAAGUUCUCGACCCUUAUGAUGUACCCAAUGGGGUAUUAGCCGACGCCGAAUGUCUAUUAGAAAUUGGCGAUCCUGCAGUUACGUUCACAACUUACUUUGUCAUCAGGGUAUUAGCAGACAUUUGGCCAACGGCAGCGCUAGCGUUGUUAGGUGCUGCGUGUGUCAUAGCUACACGAGAAACAUCCUUAGGUAGAGGCGACGUAGGAAGACAACUGGCUUUCGGAACUAUUGGCCUUGCUAUUUUCCCACCGCUAGCUGGAACAGCAGCACAGCAAUUGUUCGAGGAUCCCUACCUCGUACCGUUUGUUCUGCAUGCGGUAUUUAUGUUGAUUGGAGCCAUUAUUUUGUUGGUGGACAAGAAUAUGCCUUUAUCAACACCUGAAUGGUGGUGGCAUACUGCAACUGGCGUUCUAGCAAUGCCAAUGAAUACUGUACGACGAUAUGGCGCAGAAACCGCUGCCGUAUUCGCAGUCGUUGGUCUUCUGGGAGUUUUGUGGGGUGGAAUCGAUGCUUACUUGCCUUGGACGGUUCGAGACAUUAACGGUACGAUGACACAAGUUGGAUUAACAAUGACCGUAGGAGCUUUACCAGCCAUACCAGCGCUAUGGUGGGCGGAAGCCGUCGUGGAUUAUAUCGGCCAUUCCAAUGUUUUCAUUACUGCUUUUACUUUCUACUGCUUGCGAUAUACUGGCUUAGCUUACAGCGAGAACUACAAUUGGAUAGUGGUAUGCGAGGUUCUUGAAGUAUUCACGCUUAGUCUUGUCUGGGUGACAGCUAUGUUGUACUUCAGACAUCUUGUACCACGCAAAUUCACAGCUACAGGUCAAGCACUGCCAGUUAUAGCACACUUCUGUCUCGGACGCUGUAUUGGAGCAAUAAUCAGCGGUAUGGUCGGGAUAGAACCGUCUUUGGAGUCAGCGCGUAAUGUUUACCGCGCCUUAGGUGUCGUCGCCCUUCUGUCCGCUGCUAUCUACCUCGCUCUCUACCACUUGCUCCUGGCGCCACGUUGUGCUUCGCCUGUUCAACAUCCACCCAAUAAUUUGUUACAAGGACUCACCACGAACGGUGGAUCGAAUGGAUCUUAUUCACCAAUGAGAGUGUACCACGAAGAACGAUCAAGAAAAGGACAUUUCCGUUAUUGAAUUUCAGUCACAAAGUAACAAAUAAAAUUAUGUUGUUCUAUUUCUUUUAUCUUAGCUAAGUGAAUAUUUUUGAAAUUUUCAAUGUCAUUAAUUCGUAAGUUUUGAAUAAGUACAGAGAUGUGAUAUUAUAAGUGCUUCAUAAAUGUUUUAUUUGGAAGAAAAUUUAUAUUUAUUUCUUAUAAUUAGUUUUUAUUUAAGGACUAAGUAAGUUUAUACUGCCUUAUUGUUUGCAUUUGUAUAACAUAAAUCGAUUUUCAUUAAAACAGA